Bombus pyrosoma is the source of this 2371-nucleotide messenger RNA. RefSeq names its product protein sister of odd and bowel (gene sob). NCBI's taxonomy places the organism in Eukaryota, Metazoa, Arthropoda, Insecta, Hymenoptera, Apidae. The record is from RefSeq and is a predicted model, not a curated record. The coding region runs from base 267 to 1598 and encodes 443 amino acids. Gene Ontology annotation, cellular component: nucleus. Gene Ontology annotation, biological process: embryo development; embryonic hindgut morphogenesis; regulation of transcription by RNA polymerase II. The transcript is spliced from 2 exons. Gene Ontology annotation, molecular function: DNA-binding transcription factor activity, RNA polymerase II-specific; RNA polymerase II transcription regulatory region sequence-specific DNA binding.
CUUUCCUCUUUACCGUUUCCACGUUCGUCCACCUUGUCGCGUUCCUGGACGAUUACUCGCCAUCGAGCCGCGAAAUUGCCGAGCAUGAGGUCCGCGAUCCACGCUGGGACCCGUUCGAUCGGUCAGUGAACCAACGAUCCAAUCCGAUUCAUCGAACUCGUCAUCAACGAAAACCGUCGGAUCGAUAGGUUACUCUCGCCAAUGGUGCAGGCAACACGUCGGCAAUCCCUCAGCCAGACCCGUGACGAUUCUAGCGACGGGGGAGGAUGCAACAGCAACAACAACAGCAGGACCAGGAGCAGGACCGGGGAAUCGUAAUGGUCCCGUCGUCCUCCUCCUCUUCCUCCUCCUCCUCCUCCACGUCGGCGACCACGUCCACCAGCACCGAGCUUCGAGACGUCGCCAGUGUCACAGAGGCUGGAUUACCGAAUUUCACGUUGCAGAGCGUGGCUCUUGGACUUCAAGGAGCGCUUCUCGCUGCCCUCCAGAGAGUCGCUCUGCUUCCACCUGGACAUGCCGCCGCCGCGGCGCUUAAUCUCCAGGCAUUGGAGACCUACUUGACUCUUCAUCGUCUUCACGCCAGCAGCACCGUACCGGCUGUUAGUCAGUCGUCCACUUCGGGGCUCGCCAAUCAGAGGUGUUCACCGGUCAAUACCGGUCUAGAGACGGCGCUGACUUCGACGAUACCGUCGAAGAACGAUCAGCUAGCUGCUGAGAGGCUGUUGCAAUCCCCGGACGACGAGGAAGAGGCACGGUUGGAUUUUAUCGCAGAUCCCGAUGACGAUUUGGCUCUGUUGGAGGAGCAGCAAGUGUUGUUGAGAGACACUUCCGUGGCGACGUCCUCCGGUGAUCACGAGGCGCUGUUGCGACGGAUAUCGGAAGGAAAUCGCGCGAGUUCGAGUUCUACGACGACGAUACCGCAGUCGUCGUCCCUGUCGCAGAUAGCGGCUUCUUCGUUCACGUCCCCGGCCUCGUCGUCUGCCUGUUCCUCGUCCUCUUCUUCGUCGCUGUCCUCGUCUUUGUCCUCGUCGUCGCCGCUUCAAGCCACGUCCACUUCCGCCGAGUCGAGCAUACCGCGGACGUGCAGGGCGUCCAGGCCCAAGAAGCAAUUCAUCUGCAAGUUUUGCAGCCGACAGUUCACGAAAAGCUACAAUCUGCUGAUACACGAAAGAACGCACACCGACGAGCGGCCGUACUCGUGCGACAUUUGUGGGAAGGCUUUCCGACGGCAGGAUCACCUGAGGGAUCAUAGGUACAUCCACAGCAAGGAAAAACCGUUCAAAUGCGCGGAAUGCGGCAAGGGAUUCUGCCAAAGCAGAACCCUGGCGGUGCACAAGAUUCUACAUAUGGAGGAAUCGCCCCAUAAGUGUCCCGUAUGCGCCAGGAGUUUCAACCAGAGGAGCAACCUGAAGACCCACCUUCUCACGCACACGGACAUCAAACCUUACCAUUGUGCAUCCUGCGGCAAGGUGUUCCGCAGGAACUGCGACCUCAGGAGGCACUCGUUGACUCACAAUUUGGGUGUAUCGACGUCACCGCCGCCGCCGGGGAUACCUGUGCCCGGCACCGGGGCCGUGGUGCUACAGGAGACGUCCUAGUGUUCCGUCCACCGAUCGCGGCAAGUCUGGCAUUGUACUAGGAAAAUUUAUUCACGUACGGACUGGAGAAAAAUUUUCAGGCUGGUCAUUCGGACGGUUCAUACGUACAGUGGAACUCUAUUUAUUGGAACGAAAUUUCAGCUAGUGCUCGACUAAAUGAUCUCCUGCCGAUCAAAUUCUUUUAGAUUCGACGAGGACGAACGAGUUUUGUCGCGCGAGCGUUCCGAUAAAAUGUUGAAUUAUACAGCGAAAUAUACACGAGCAGGCCUGUUUUUUUAUUUUGUUAUCGCUCUCUAUAAAAGAUCGCUCGCCUACAUCGAUAUUUGUGCCGAUGUUGAUUUCUAUUAUAUAAACGAAAAAUCUUAUAAAUAGUAGGGAGAAUCGGCGAACUCCUAUUAUGUGAACUACUUGCAUCCCGACAGGUUCAGAUAAAUGGAGUUCUACCGUGAGUUGGUACAUCGGUGAUACUACUUUUUGAUAUAUCGAUCGUGAUCUAAUAUGGUUCAAGAGUGGAUUGGUUAAUAUAUUGGGAGUUAUUCGAGACGAGAAGAUAGGUAAUGGAGAUUCGUGCGAGUUAAGCGGACCUUCCGUCCUUGAUUUUUAGUGUGUUUUUAGCUGCGUAUGUAUUUCGUAGUUGUUAAUACAUAGGGUAUAAUUAUAACUGCAUAUCAGGAUGUUAUUCACGGAUUCAUGAUCGUUAGAUCUGUAAUUAUGUUACGCACGACGUAUUAUAUGUAUGUAUAGGUAGCCGGAAUAGGACAUACAAAAGGAUC